AACGCAAAACGAAAACCUGGAGCAAAACUUGCCGGGGCCAAAAUUGGGGCCUCAGCAACUCCUGCAAUGGGAGGACCUGCUCCGCCUGCUUCUGUCAGUGGCCAACUGAAACCAGUCGCUACUCCUAGCUUGGCUGGAGCUUCUGUUAAUACUGUACAUAACCAUGGUCUGGCCGGCCAGACUCCAGCUAAUGUUCAUCCAACUGUAGGUCAAAGUUCUGCUAAACAAUCUUCCAGUUUUACGCGCGAGGCUACAUCGAACCGGCCUGAUUCACAUGUCACUAGUACUGAACGCUCCGGCCUUCUGGAAGUUAGCUUAGAGGAGAAACAAGCAGCGUAA
Messenger RNA from Protopolystoma xenopodis, 339 nucleotides. NCBI's taxonomy places the organism in Eukaryota, Metazoa, Platyhelminthes, Monogenea, Polystomatidea, Polystomatidae. The record is from the annotation of a GenBank genome assembly.